AUGCUGGGAAGUGGCUAUACCGGUUCAACGAUGGUGGGAGGCUGGACCGAGCAGAACCCCCAGGGAAGCCCCAAGUACCUGAAGCUUGCCCACUACGCAGUGUCCACGCAAACAGAGGGCGAGACAGUAUACAACACGGUCCUCAACCUCACUAACGUCGCCACUCAGGUUGUGGCUGGCGUGAACUACAACCUGACCUUCACUACAGCGCCGACCAACUGCAGGGUCGGUCAAGUGCAGUAUUCGGCGACUCAGUGUCCUCCAGCCGGACCGGUGAACGGAAAGUGUUCGGCGAUCGUCUACGUUGUUCCUUGGAUGAACACAACCCAAGUGACCAGCUACACAUGUUCCAGCGCAACAAAUUGAAACCCACAAAGUCAACGCCAAAGCUAUCUACAUCUAACAAGCCCAAAGAAAAGUAACAUGUGGUCCAAAUCGGAACAAA
Molecule: messenger RNA, 445 nt
Organism: Rhipicephalus microplus (southern cattle tick)
Lineage: Eukaryota; Metazoa; Arthropoda; Arachnida; Ixodida; Ixodidae
Product: cystatin-2
Cellular component (GO): vesicle; cytoplasm
Molecular function (GO): cysteine-type endopeptidase inhibitor activity
Source: RefSeq, a predicted model, not a curated record